Molecule: messenger RNA, 948 nt
Organism: Alternaria novae-zelandiae
Lineage: Eukaryota; Fungi; Ascomycota; Dothideomycetes; Pleosporales; Pleosporaceae
Exons: 1
Coding region: 1-948 (315 amino acids)
Biological process (GO): protein N-linked glycosylation
Cellular component (GO): mannan polymerase complex
Molecular function (GO): alpha-1,6-mannosyltransferase activity
Source: RefSeq, a predicted model, not a curated record
AUGUCACUGUCGCUACCCAAAGUCUUCAAUCAUUACACACUGAUCGCGCUAUGCACAUUAGCGUUGGUUUACCACUUUCUCUCCAUACAUGACCACUUCACUGUCCGUGCGCCGGGUACGCCCGCGAUAGCGCAGCCACCGCAGAACGGCGGGUUUCCUAAACGCAUUUGGUACAAGUUGGGCCCCAAUGGCCUUUCUGAAGAGACGCGAGCUUGGACCGACAGCUGUGUGAAGAGCAAUCCUGACUACCAAGCACACUUCUUGACGGACGACGACGGCGAUGAGUACGUUCGUAAGACCUUUGCGGAAUCCCGACCGGAUAUCGUCGACGCCUACCUCGCGUUACCCGUCCCUAUUUACAAAGCCGACAUGCUGCGAUACGUAUUGCUGUGGAACGAAGGUGGAAUCUGGUCCGACCUAGACGUCUCUUGCGAAGAAGGCAUAUCCAUGGACGAAUGGGUGCCAGCCGCAUACGAGGGUAUCGCUUCGCUAGUAGUAGGCUGGGAGUUCGAUCAAGGCUGGCCCGGCGAAUAUGUCCGCGAAUUCGCCAGCUGGACUAUAAUGGCUAAACCGCGAUCGCCACACAUGAUGCAGGUCAUCGACGAUAUCCUUCAGACACUGCGAGACAAGACGGCGGAGCUCAACAUCCCGAUCCAGAACGCGACCAUGGAUAUCAUGGGGGAUGUUGUUGAUUUUACGGGUCCCCGGCGCUUGACGCGCAGUGUUUAUACGAGCUUGGGGAAGAUACUUGAUAGGGAGAUUGACGCGCGCGAUAUGAUGGAGCUUGUGCAGCCGAAGCUGGUGGGCGAUGUCUUGGUCAUGCCGGGUCGGUCGUUUGCUGCGUCGGCGAAUACAUAUAAAGAGGAAGAAGAAGAGCUUUUGCCGCCAAAGCUGGUUACGCAUCAUUAUGCUGGGACUUGGAAGAACGACAACGGGGGCGAGCAAUAG